This is a messenger RNA of Colius striatus (speckled mousebird), 11534 nucleotides long. It is a transcript of the gene ASXL2, whose product is annotated as ASXL transcriptional regulator 2. The transcript has 12 exons. The coding region runs from base 195 to 4445 and encodes 1416 amino acids. Gene Ontology annotation, cellular component: PR-DUB complex. Gene Ontology annotation, molecular function: DNA binding; chromatin binding; peroxisome proliferator activated receptor binding. The record is from RefSeq and is a predicted model, not a curated record. Lineage: Eukaryota; Metazoa; Chordata; Aves; Coliiformes; Coliidae. Gene Ontology annotation, biological process: positive regulation of transcription by RNA polymerase II; animal organ morphogenesis.
CCGGGGCCCUUUACAGUAGGAUCCCAAUAUGGCAGCGGCGGCGGGUGUAGGGGUUGUUGCGGUCGGGGCUGUCCGCACUUAGGGCUGCCGCCGCCGCCCGCUCCGGCUUCUCCCGCGACCUUCUCCGCCUCCCUUUCCGGGCGGGCGGAACUUUUAGGGUACCUCUGAGUCAGCUGUGCCCCGUCGCGUCCGACAUGAGGGAGAAGGGCCGCAGGAAGAAGGGCAGGACCUGGGCAGAGGCCGCCCGGACGGUCCUGGAGAAAUAUCCUAAUACACCGAUGAGCCACAAAGAAAUCCUUCAAGUCAUCCAAAAGGAAGGACUUAAAGAAAUCAGUGGGACUUCUCCUCUUGCAUGCCUGAAUGCUAUGUUACAUACAAACUCCCGAGGGGAAGAGGGCAUUUUCUAUAAGGUCCCGGGGCGCAUGGGAGUGUACACUCUGAAGAAGGAUGUUCCAGAUGGGCUGAAGGAGCUCUCUGAUGGUUCAGAGGAGAGCAGCGAUGCCCAGUCUGACUCUCAGAGCUCUGAAAACAGCAGCAGCAGCAGCGACGGGUGCAGCAACAAAGAUGGGAAGAAAAGCAGAUGGAAAAGGAAAGUGUCAUCUAGACUGUCACAGACAUCCUCUCCUCAGUCAGGCUGUCCAUCACCUUCCAUCCAGACAGGCAAAGUCAUCUCCUCAUCCCAGAAGCACAGCAAGAAGGCACUCAAACAGGCCUUGAAACAGCAGCAGCAAAAGCAGCAGCAGCAGCAAUGCAGAGCAGGCAUGCCCGUGUCGUCUAACCAGCACAUCCUGCUGAAGGCCGUCAAGGCAGCCGGCGAUUCCACACCUGCCAAAUCCGCUUGGGAAGGAAAGCAAUCAGAUGGACGGUCAAGCAGCCCUCAGAACUCCACCUCCAGUUCCUCUCCCUCUGUUAAGCUCGAUAACUCCUUGCCAGGCUUGGGGAAGAAACCAUUCCAGAGAUCUGACAGGCUACAUGCAAGGCAGCUGAAGAGAACCAAAUGUGCUGAGAUCGAUGUGGAAACUCCUGACUCCAUCCUGGUGAACACGAACCUGAGGGCACUGAUCAACAAGCACACGUUCUCCGUCCUGCCCGCUGAGUGCCAGCAGCGCCUGCUGCUGCUGCUGCCCGAAGUGGACAGGCAGGUCGGAGCAGAUGGUUUGAUGAAGCUGAGCGGAUCUGCACUCAACAACGAGUUCUUCGCUUCGGCUGCCCAAGGCUGGAAGGAGAGGUUGUCAGAAGGUGAGUUUACACCAGAGAUGCAGCUAAGGAUACGGCAAGAAACAGAAAAGGAAAAGAAGGUCGAGCUGUGGAAGGAGCAUUUUUUUGAGAGCUACUAUGGUCAGAGUUCUGGGCUGAGUCCUGAAGAGUCCAAGAGACUGACAGCAAACACCAGCCCUGCCGAGCCAGAGACUGAAAAUCCAGCAGCUGAGCUGACAAAAUGCACGCCAGUCCCUCUGGCACCACUCAAAGAGGAGAGUCCUUCUGCGUUCGAGUCGAAAACACCAGCAGUCCAGGAAGCCCCAGCAAUGAAAAGAGGAGAGGAGAGAAGGGAGGACGUGCAGCCAAAAGUAUCCAAAGCUGCAGAGGCCUCGGUGUCCCCAGGGGGAUGCACAGGGAGGGCUGGUGAGAGGCCUCCCCCUCUGAGAGAGAGACCCCCAGGGCAGCCCCUUCCUGAGGAGCCUCACGCUGCCCUGAGGCAGCAGCCUGAGGAGGAGAGGAGGCGCAAUGCCUCCAGGGCAGUGCUGGUGAAGGAGCCUGGCAGCACCCCGGCUUUGGCCCCCAGGAAACCAAAGAGCCCCGAGGCCAGUGAGGUGGUAACAACCCUGAAAAGUCCAGCCAGGACUCCAGAAACCCCAGAGAAGAGGCUCCCUGUGAGCGAGGAAAUGGAAGUCUCUGUUGAAGCCCCCAAGAGGAAGUCUGAGAGUUGUGAAGAAGCUCUGAGCACCCCUGAGAAAAAGCCCCGUGUGAUGGACAACUGUCAGCAGCACCCCCAGGCAUUUCAGGCCCAGGCACAGCCCUUUCCUGCCCCAGGGACGCCGGUGCCACGUGUGCCCCCGCUCAAGAUUCCUGUUUCCAGAAUCUCCCCGAUGCCAUUUCCCACGGGCCAGGUCUCUCCCAGGGUGCGUUUCCCCAUCUCACUCACCAGUCCGGGAAGAACAGGGGCCAGAACUCUGGCAGACAUCAAGGCAAAAGCGCAGCAGGCCAAGGCUCAGAGGGCAGCGGCCGCAGCCGCCGCCGCCGCUGCCGCUGCCGCCGCCUCGACAGGGGGGGCCGUGCCAGGGCCUGGCCCAGGCGGUGGCGGGGACCCUCCCGGCGGGGGCGGAGAGAAGAGUAACACCACAGCACACGGAGCCCAUCAAACUGGAACUGGAGGAAAUGCACUGGAACUGGCAGGAACUGGAAGCGGGGGAAGUUCGAGAAGGUUUCUUCCCCAUUGUCCAGGGACCCCUCCCCAAAUGGAGACAGCGGCUGCGGACCAGGCGCUGCCUCUCAAUCCUUCUAGAGCACAACUACAGCAAACCGCCCCACUGCAGCCCAGCACUGCAGGCAGUGGCACGGGUGCUGGCUCCUCCGCGGCGCUACCAGCGUUAGUCAACAGAACAAACCAGAGCUCCCCUGGGGUGGGGGGCAGUCGGGUUUCGGGCUCCCAGCACGCUGGUGGUGGUGACAGACAGGAGCAGGCACCUCUCACCCUGGCAGGUGGGAGCCGGGCCUGUGGGCCACCAGCCACCAGGGACGGGGCCACCGCAGAUCCCGGCACAGUGGCAGCAAAGGCAGCACUCGUGGCCUCAGCAGGACCCGGCUCAGGUGUCCCAGACAGCAAAUCCCCUUCCCCCGCGGUGUGUUCGCUGACAUCCUUGGGCUCAGCAGCCCAGGCUGGAGGCGCAGGCGCAUCAACAACGUCCAUCCCACGCUCCGGUGCUUCCUCGGGAGUGCCGAGCCUUAAAGCCAGCUCAGGCUCCAGUGGGGCCCUCCCGAAACCGAGCUCCAGUAUCCCUGCAAACAACCCUUUGGUCACCAAACUUCUUCAGGGCAAAAAUGUGCCCCUGGAGCAAAUCCUGCCGAAGCCUCUCACCAAAGCAGAGAUGAGAACUGUCCCGUUGGCUUCUCAUGAAGAAAAGGGGGCGGGGGGAGCGUCCGGCACUGGCAGUGUCGUGUGGAGCAGCACCGGGGCCGAGGGUGGAGACAGACCGUUGAGUUUCCCCACCCAGCAGCUGGGAAAGGGCUGUGGCCAGAACAAGCCUCUGCCUCACAUUCCAAGGACCUUCCCGCUCCCCUCGGGAAAGGACCCCGGUCUUGACCAGCACCAGUGCCACGAGGCGCUCAGCAAAACAACCCAAGAGCAGAUCCUUCAGACUCUCAUCAAGAGAGUCCAGAGGCAGAACUUGUUGCCAGUCCUUCAGCCUUCACAACUGAACCUCCCUCACUCAGGUUUCCAGGUAGAAAACAGCUCCCCCAGACAGAGGUUUAUGCUGGGCUUCCUGGGCCGGAGGACGUCCAAGCCGGCCAUGUCCGGUCAUUACCUGCUCAACAUUUCCACCUACGGCCGCGGCUCAGAGAGUCUGAGGAGAAGCUUCCUGAACCCUGACAACCGCCUGUGUCUGCACAGCCCUGCCGAUGCUCCAAAGGCAGAGUUUGGGGAGUGUGAGGAGGCAGCUGGCCACUGCAGCAGCAGUGAGGAAGGAGACGUAGACGAUGAGAGCACUGGCGACGAACACGACCGUGUCGGUGUCAAAGAGGAGCCCCCAGCCACCCAGGCUCCCGGUCAGGCUGAGAAGGAGACGUCGUCCCGCAGCACGAGUUCCCCAGAUUACAGCUCCCUCAGCAAAAAGGGCGCGAGGGCAGCGGCGGCGCCUCAGCACGCGGUGGCCAACAAGGAGAACAUGCAGGCGUUGGACGGAGCCGCGCUGGCGCGAGAUGUCCUUCAGGCCGCCCAGGAGCAGAUGGCCCAGGCCAUGAGGGGGAAGGUGCAUGGCACCCCGGAGCGAUUCAGCGCCCCCGCAGCGCCUUCGGGCCCAGCGCAGCCGCAGCCCCCGACGCCCUCUGCCACGCACCCGCCGAAGCACACAGGGAAGGCGGCGGCACAGCUCGUUGGGCCCAGUUACAGUGGCACGAUUAAUGUCUCCACCUCCCCAGAGGUGAGCCAGGGGUCUCUGAUGACGGGACUGUCGGAGUGCAACCAGAUGUCCAGCAGCAUGGGCAAUGUCAUGUCCUUCUCUGUGACUGUCACCACCAUUCCCACCAGCCCGGCCCUGAGCUCGGGCAGCCACGCUCAGCCCCUCCCCGUCCCGGCCUUCGCCGACGACAGCCCCAUGGAGGAUUCCCCUGCCAAGUGCUACUGCAGGUUGAAAGCCAUGAUCAUGUGCAAGGGCUGCGGUGCCUUCUGCCAUGACGACUGCAUCGGCCCUUCCAAGCUCUGCGUCUCCUGCCUGGUAGUGCGGUAACCGGGAAGGGAGGUGGGAAGAGGAGGGUUAGGGUUUGGGUUUGGGUUCGGAAGUACGUUUGGGAAGAAACAGGAAAUUUACUGCCUUGCACAAGAGACACGCUACCGAAUCAGGAAUACGGAGUAGAGUUCUUCUUUCAUUACAGAAAGAGCACCUUCUUGUACAGUGAGUCGAAACUGAGCUCAACUACGUGAAUUGUGACAAGAGUUUGCACUUAAGGAAUUAUGUAAAUAUGUCACAUUAUUUUGUUUAAAAAUAUUUUUUCAAUCUUUUAGGAGGUAAGUGUUUGAGUUGUACUGCAGCACCGCUCCCCGGCGCCUCGGUUCGCUCUGCUCUAGAUGGGGGAGGGCACCCGUGGCAAAGCCUUGGCCUCCCCUUGGUCUGCUCCGGGCCAAGAGAAGAACCCCGUUAGUCGCGAAACCAAACGUUUGUGCUGACUGGUGCCAGAGCACAAGCCCAGAAGGGUUGACUGUGUCUCAUGAAUAAAUGUUAGUUGAUGUUUUGCAGCCUCGGAAGGUGCCUUUCCCGGCCUGGAGCUGCCGGCUCUGAGUCGCACACUAGAGCUGGGGCAGUGACCUCGUUGUCAGGAGGGCAGCGUCUCGAUUAGCUACUGGUAAAUACUGCAAAAGGCAACUGCACUAAACCACAGGACUCCGCAAUUUAAAGCACUAAGACAGCUCAGUACCUGUGCUGGCUGGGAAUCCCAGGAGCCAUGGAAAGCAGAGAUCACAAAGAGAGGCUGAGCAGAGAAGUCCCUUCUCUGAGGUGUUAUUUUUUUGGGAGGGUAAGGGGGAGGGAAGUGCCACCCCCAUGCUGAGCCCCUGGCUGUGGGGCGGGCAACGCCAGGGCAGCUAAAGGAACUACCUGCGCCCUCCUGGUCCAUAGAGGAGUUUCUGUUGAGCUGAGGGUAGGAUGAGGAAAAUGUGUCUGGCCAGGGCUCAGCAUGGGCAUCUCUUUGUGUUUUCAAAUACCAAACGGGGUCUGACCCAGCCCGGGCUGGGGCCUGGGGGUGCAGAGGGGAAGGGGCUGCAAUGGCAAUGUGCCGCCUCGCUGAGGGCUUCACAGUCAUUCACCUGGGUGGAGGGCAAGGAAAUCCGGUGCUGUUGAUGUUCGGCUGUCAGAGGAACUGGUGACAGACGGGCUCAGAGAGCACAGACCCAUCUGUGGUUCAAUGCAUCGCCACAUCUUCACAUCCCACCCAUGCUACACAGUAUUUCUCCCCGAAACAAAGACGUCGGGAUCACCCAUCGUGUCCAGGCCCGUGCUGUCGGUGUCGGGGCAGGUGGGAGGGGGCAUCUGCGUCUCGGUCAGGUAACGGAUCUAUGUUUCUUUUUGAUGGAAAAGCACUGAAUUCACUUUUAAUCCAAAGGCCUUUUUAAGAUGAAGCAAUAUUAACAAAACAGGUGGGAGAGCAGGUUUGUGAUCUGGGUCCUCGGCCUUUCUUUCCUUCUUCUCUCCUACUGCUGUCUUCUUUCCCCUCACCCAGAAACCUGGUGUGCUCUUGGGAAAGAGGAGAAGGAAUUCUGUGUGGGGCAGGGCCUUUUCCCAAAGAGCGGGUGGUGAUUUGUUUGGUAACGAUCAAGAGAAGAGAGUUCCAGCCUUGAUCACACCGUAGCAGAACCAUUUCCGUCUCCGUGCAGCAGAGCACAGUGUCCUGCAGGCAGCGGCCGCAGCUUCAUCUGCGUUCUGCUCACCUCAAACCCAGCGGAGAGCAGCGGCCUCUGCUUCACUGCUGAGGCAGCCGGUGCCAAAGAGGACUGCAGCAGUAGAAAUAAAGUCCAUUUUUUUAAUGUAAAACUGAAAUCUGAAAAAAAAAACAAGCCCCCCAAGGACUCCCGUGCACACUGCUCACCCCUUGGCAGCGCCUGUAGCCCAGAGACAACCCCGCUGCGGGCAGGGUCCCACCAGCACUGGCCCCUGCCUGCGCUGAGGGGCAGAUGGGCCGGCGAGGGGAAGCCCUGAGGCUGUAACAGGCCCGUCUCCUUCCCUGCGCUGAGCCUCUGCUGUCGGGGAGUCUCAGGGCAGCGUGAGGUGGCUCGAGGCCGCUGCAAAAGGGUCUGUCCAUCCCUCACCAACUCAAGCCCUGGCAAGACGUGGGAGUCGCAGCCAUGUAAUCCUCAGUCAGGCCCGCUCAGUCCCGCCUGAAGCACGUCCUCUGCUAGAAUCCAAUUCCAAGUUCAUUGCUUGUUACAAACUAAACUGAAAAAGUCAUUGUGGCCUCAAAGAAGAGCAGAGAGGCUUCGCUGGCACGGUGGGGUCUGCCCCGUCAGCCCUGGCCCUCGGUCGGUGUGACAUUCAGGGAAGGGGGUGCUGAGGGCGCGCACUCGCCCGCUGCAGGGGGACGGGCCCUCUCGGGCGGCUGCCAGUGCAUCAGCACCCGUGGCUGCGGCUCCGUGUGUUCCCACCUUUGGGCCUGAGGGGCGGCCCUGUGAGGCCACACGGUGCCCACAGAGGUUCCGGCCAUGCCUGGGGCAGCUCCCAAUGAUGGCUUGGAAGUUUACAGCUCUCUUCAGUGCCUUAGUUCUAUUUUAACAGAUCAGCACUUUUCUUGGGCCGCUUUUAUUCUAUUUCCUUUUUCAGAAAAUAAAUUCUUUUAACUGCAUGUCUUUGGUUUUAACGGCCGCUGCGAGCUCCUUGGGGCUGCUUGGAGGAGGAAUCCCCGCUGGUCUGCAAGAGGGCAUUAACUCGUUUAGGAAGCCAUUGGAAAUGAUGGGGCUCAGGUCGGCAUAAACCCUGAGGGCUCUGUGUGGUUUAGGUGCUGGUUGCUGACUGAUGGUGUGUUUUAGGAAGGGUCAGUCUUGCAGCCUCUGUUGGUGCAUUUUCCCCGUGGGACCCUUCUGUCCCUUGGGCAAACCUCCUCCCACCGCCCAACUCCCCAGCACUCCUCCCAGCAGGACACCGGUGCUGUGUGCGCACGGGGAUGUUGCGCAUGGCUUAAGGCGUCGGACUGUGCUUCCCCAGGUAUUUGUUGAAUAGCACUAUAGUGGCUACUGUCAUACAAAAGGCCUGAGAUCAGAUGUUGUCGGAGCCGAAUGUCAAACUGUGUUGGUGACAGUAAAAGCAACCUGAGAAAGAAAAGCUGCUCAGAUCCCCGUGUCCCUGUCGGGCCCCAUCUGAGCCACACAGAUCAGGGCGUUCCGCUUCCCAGCGCAAACCCCCAUGGCCGGGUUGUGGCAGGAGGGCAAAUGCAACUGCUGGUUCAGGUUUUGUGACACGUCGGUAGUCCAGGAAAGGAAGUUUGUGUGAGAUUUUCGUGUCCCUUCUUAAACUGAAAGGAAAGACCAAGAUGUUGAGCAGUCAGGCUGGUCAGCAGAGUUGUAUCUUUAUUUUUUAAUGGUAGUAAGAAGCAGCUGCUGGGGCAGUUCCCGGGGCAGGCGCUGGAGCCAGGAGGAAUCCUCGGGUCUGUCCUUCUGAUGGGUGCCGUUCACGCUGCUGUGGAGGCAGGGAGGUGUGGGACUGCUAAAAGGAUGAGGGGCACCAGCAAUGGUCAGUCCUGCAGUGCUGUGGGAGGUGGGAGAAGCACUGGGGCCAUGGUAGGGCUGUGGCUGCUCCAGGGGCUGUGACAGCUCUGGUGUCACUGGGCCUGGGGGAAGAGAGCAGGAUGGUGUCCUCUCCACUGAAAGGUGGCAAUUCCUUCACCGGGCCGGUCUCGCCAGGAUGUGUGGAGCUCUGGGGACACAGUUUUGUGUCGUUGGGAGUUUUGCCUGGGCCCAGCUGUUGGAAACCACCACUGCCCAUCUGCACCCGCCCCUGUGCCCAGUCGCAUGGCGGCUCCCGGGGUUCAGCGGACAGGGGUGCUCUCCGGGCUGGCGCCGGCUUCGACUUUCAGACUCCCUCACCUGAACCGCGGGGGCUGAGGGCAGCCCGGGCGGCCUCAGCGCUGGGCACUGGCAGCUGCUGCUGCGUGGGCAGGCCAAAGCGCUUCCCGGGAGCUGCCGCAGCCCUGUGCAGGCACCGCGUCCGUCUCCACUGGUGCCUCCCGGGGGGACCCGCGCGGGCCUUGGCCGGGACGGUGAUAAGCCAGAAGGGUCUUUGUUACUUGGGUUGUGGUUUUUUUUAUGCUAUACAUUUGAUAUAACUGAAGAUCAAUUUUAAGAGCUUACAGUAAUAUAUUUUAAGUAAUAUAUAUUUUAGUAUCUGUAAAAAGAAACGUGGACAAAGGAUGAUUUAUGAAGUAGAUGAACAGGGUAUCGGGAGCCUGCAGUUUCUCGGGAAGGCCACGAAUAGUUUUCUGAGGAGGAGAACUGAAAGCAAUUCAAUUUUUUUUCCAUUCAUGCAAUAAAAAUGGGAACGCUCAUAAAGAAGAAACCCGACGCCUUUUGCCACGUGCUUCUGUCGUGGUGACACCAGGGCCUGGAAACAGAGUUUCGAAGAUGCUCAACUUUUGUCUGUCUUUUGCCUUUAUAAAAGGGACUGGAAUUGGAAUAGAGGGUAUGUACAGAGAAAUCGAGUUGACGCCAUUUUAAAAUGUAUUUUUACACAAAUAAUAUAGAAAAAAAAUCAUAUUUUACAUAAGAAUUUUAAGUAUUUGAAAUAUGUGUGUAUAUAUCCUGUAUGUACUUCAUAUAUUCUUUAUUUUACAUUUUCAAUGUAUUAAAAAAAGUCUUUGAGCUGGCUGGAUUGGAGCCUGGAAUAAUGUUUUAAAAACAAAGGGCAAGAAGAAGCAAAGAGGGAGGGAGGAGGCGAGUGCCGCCGCAGUGGGAGCUGCUGCGACAACCACGGGGCAGCCGAGGAGCCACAAGCCCAGUGGCAAGUGAGUUUGGGGAGGGUUGAGCUGGUUUAGGCAGAGCACACAGACCGUUUGUCAGUCCUGCGUCCCGUUUCUGUUAAUACCCGUUCCUUUUGCCUCAUAAGCAUCCAGAGGAAGUGCCAGGGGGAUGACGAGGUGGAGGUUUAUAGGGGCAGUGCUGCCCUGAGAGCCAAAGAGCCGUUCUGGGCCAGGAGCUGCUCAACCAAACCCAAACGGGAAGCUGCUCAGUUUUGCUGUGCCGCUGAAAUCUGAAUAAAUAGCUGGAUUUCUUGUGUGAGCAUCUUAGGGGGGACUCAAACCAGACACCAGAAGUCCAAUGAUUUCAAGGAAACACUAUCAAAGCAGAUUUUUUUUUUUACUUUGUAGGAGUUUGGGUGAAAUUCUCCCUGUACAGGAUGAGAGAUCUUGGCUGUUAGAGCAGAUUCUCAUCAGGGGCUGGAUCCUGGAGGUGCUCCUAAGCAGCAAUAACCCGAUCUGCAGCAGAGGGUGCAAACCUGCUGCAGGGUGAGGCUGAGGUGCCCAGUGCUGGGUAUCGCCUCCCCUGGUGCUGUUUUAUUAAACAGCAAAGAGCUGCUCGUUCUGUGAAUUCCUCUUUCGGAAAGAUGAGGAGACCUGCAGCCCCUGCCAGGGCUGGUCCUGGUUCUGCAGAGAGAGAACACAAAGCUCUGUGAGGAAGAGGGUGGGAACAGCUCUGCAGUGCAAAGGGCACAAUGCUUGCCUCCUCCCAUGCCUCUGGUGCCCGUUUGGCUUAGGUCUGACAUUGACACUGUUCCACUUAGCCCAGCAAGCAGUGGCAUAAACCUGGCUGUCAGUUGGAGGUGUUUACAGCAGUUCUCUGUGGCUGGGACUUGAAAUGAAAGGAAAUGUGGGAAAAGCAGCAGCAUCAACAAGUUGAGGUUUAAAAGUAGAAAUGGGAAAGGCGAAGAAGCGGGCAAGUGGUGGUGUUACACUGUGGCCAUUGCUUGUGGGAUCUCUUGGAAAAGCAAAAUGUGGCACUGAGUAGUCAUCAUAACUUGCUGCUGACACAUUGAGGGGGCAGUUACUCUACAAACAGUUGCACUGGCAGACAGCCCAGGAGCUCAGGGCUGCGUGUGCACACAGAUGUACCCGCAGAGGUGCUGUAGCUCAGUGUCGGUCAUCAGAGUGGCUUCAGCUCAAGCUUCUGGUGGUGUUGCGCCUUGCAAAGUCACCACAGGCCUGAGAGGGAAUUAGAGCUUUCCUGUUUGUUUUCAUGUUUAAGAUCUAUGGAUUAGACAAGACCUAGACUAGCAAUGUGGUUUGAUCUGCUGCGCUUAAAAAAGCCUCCCUUGUUCCCCUGGUGCUGCUGCAUCUCCCACUCCUGCCCCCCCCACUUAAACAUCACCCGCUGUGGGCUCUCGUGCUUUCCAGCUGACACUGCUCUCAGCUGCUGUGUUACAGACUGCACACAGGAUAAGCUGGGCCAGGAGUUGAACUUUUGAAGGCUGAGCCUCUAAGUGCUCGUGACCCUGUGCCAGGGCACAGGAAUGAACGUGGUGCAGCAACUGUGGGAGCGCUUCCCAAUAGACACGACCUGAUCUGCACUGUCCAAGUGGGUGCUCUUGGCCCACCUGAGCCGAGACAGGACAGGCAUCACCUUGACCCUCAGGGACAGAGGUUUUGGUCACCAUUUCUUACUCUGGUGGCUAGAGGAGAACCACAGAUACACCCACAAACUACAGCACCUUCUGCUGCCAUAAAUCUGCUGCGAGACUGUAAGCAAGGGCAAGAGGAAAUGGCCUCAAGUCGUGCCAGGGGAGGUUUAGAUUGGAGCUGAGGAAGAACUAUUUCCCUGAGAGGGCUGUCAGCCCCUGUCCCAGGCUGCCCAGGGAGCUGGUGGAGUCCCCAUCCCUGGAGCUAUUGCAAAGCCGUGUAGCUGAGGUGCUGAGGGACAUGGGUUAGUGGUGGGCUUGGCAGGGUGAGGGGAGGGGGUGGACUCGAGGAUCUUAAAAGGUCUUUUCCAACCAAACCAAUCCUAUGGUUCUAAGGCCAUACUCUCUCACCAUCCAUGACACCUCAGUCCUUUGGCAAACCUCAAAUGAAAUACAAAACAUGCUGAAGUUUGUACGGACAAAAAAAGCGAUUGCAGUUGAGUGAAGUGACUUCUGGGCACUGGAAAACAGCACGUGCCAGUUCCAGCAGAGGAGCAGCACACACAUGAGGGACAGUCACGGGCCGCCCUGCUGUGGCUCUGUGUUUUGGCAAAGGCCGUUUGACAAGUUCUCUGUUUGUUUUCACAGAAUCUCGGAAUCUUAAGGGUUGGAAGGGACCUCGAGAGUCCACCUCAGCUUCUCACCAGCACUGAGGGGGCUGAGGAGAGC